AUGGCACUUUUCGUACCGACGGGCAUCUCCAACACAGGCACUCCUCCUCUUACCAAUGGAAGUAAUGAUGACCACCAGCACAUUCGACUCGCCUGCCAAGCAUGCCAACGGAAAAAGAUCAAAUGCGAUAGAACCUUCCCGUGCGCGCAAUGUACGAGGUCAAAUUUGCAAUGCGUGGCAAGCUCACGGAAACCUCGAGCUCGACAUGCCGGGAAGCGGGCGGUGGAUUCGGAACUGAGGAACCGGAUUUCGAAACUCGAAAGCCUUGUUGAAAGUCUCAGCGGCGACGUAGGAGCCCAAGAUGAUGUCACGAAUGGCGAAGUCUCUACACCUGACGACCAAGACGGCGACGACGCUUCCUCGCCAACUGUAGGAAAGUAUCUCGGCAGUCCGUUCUGGUCGAGCUUGACUACAGAAGUCCAGGCCAUUCGCGAUGCACUAGAAGACGAGGAGACUGAGCUCGAGACCACACCGUCUGAUAGUACAGCGCCCCAAGGGGCGCACAUCAACUCUAAUGACUUCGACUUUCUGAUCGCACCCGCAGGAGCUAUAUAUAUCGUGCCUGGUGCCUUGACCGAGCCGUCUUCGAUCAUGCAGUGUGAGCUCAUAAAUGAGUACUUCAGCAACGUCAAUCCGAUGCUGAAGAUAAUGCAUGAGCCGACGGUACGUGCCUUACUCGAAGAAGGUGCGCCGUACCUCGGUCACGAAGCAUCUGCGUACUGCAACAAAGCAUUGAGGGCUGUCAUAUGGUAUGCGGCUGCCAACUCGGUCACCGAUAAGCAUUGUAUGGACCGUUACGGCCAGUCACGCGCGGACAUGAUGAACCAGUAUCGGCGGUCUAUUGAUGUCCACCUGGCUCAAGCGGAUCUCAUGAACACGACUGACCUGGCUACACUCCAAGCAUUGACAAUCUAUCUGGCCUCCUCUCGUAUGUCAGACCUGAGUCGUCGUGUCUGGACCAUGACCGGCUUUCUCGUCCGGAUCGCCCGAGCCUGUGGCCUCGAUCACAAAGCCACAUAUCACCUCAAACCCUUCGAACAACAGAUGCGUCGACGGCUGUGGCAUGCAAUCAGAUUUCUCGACGUUUUUGCCGCUCUGGACCGCGCCACUGAGCCUCUGAUCCUGGAAGACACAUUCGACACGCCGCUCCCGAACAAUGUGGAUGAUUUUGAAUUUGACGAGCACUCCACCAGCAUUCCCAAUCAUACAGAUCGCUUCACAGAUAUGUGCUUCUCCUUACUAGCCUACGAUGCUGUUCGAGGCACCUGUCGACUUAGCACGCCAGAAUAUAGGCCUACGGGUGAUACUUGGCAACAACGUCUCGAUUUCGCGAAUGCUUUCAGUGCUGAAGUGCAGGAGAAGUAUAUCUCGAAAUGCGAUGUCUCGGUUCCAUUCCAGCGACUGGUUCACACGAUCGGUACCUCGAUGUCGAAAGGCAUGCUGUUGCGCGCUAUUCGACCGAUCCAGCGUCACGUCUCAAGCAUCCCACCGAGGAUCGAUAGUCCGUAUGUGCUGGAGGUAGCCACGGAUGCACUUUUGGAGAACGGGAAGAUCUAUGUGGAUCCCGGCUUCGCCCGAUGGCGGUGGUUGGUCUGGGUACAGUGGCACUGCUUGUCGGUCAUCCUGGCUGGCCUUUGCUCCAUCCGCGGCACACCACUCGCAGAAAAGGCAUGGCAAUGUGUUAAUGAUAACUACGACCGUCAACUACGAUAUGUCGCCGAUGCCCAACAAGGUAUGCUAUGGCGUCCGAUCGAGAAGCUGUACAAGAAGGCGGUGGCAUUCCGAGAUGAAGGCAGGAGAGAAUCACUACCACUAGCUGCCCAGCCACCUCAGCUUCCAGGCUUGCAGCAGCAUAGAACGAUGUCGCAGACGGUUCCGCGCUCGCCACCUCGGACACAGCAGCGUACUCAGACCUUCCCACUCAGCGGUCUAGACACCGCCACGACGUCUUACUCCUCCGGCCGUGGCCAUCACUCUCAACCUCACAUGCCCAUGGGCAGUAUACCACUAAGCGGCACCAUGAGCGCGCCCAUGGACUUCAGCUUCAUGGACAACGCUGAUGUGAACGGUGACCUACCUGUAGGCACGAAUAUGGCUUUCUCAGGAACCACGGCCAGCUCAGCCAGCAUGCCACAAAAUGGUCUCACAGACUUAAGCAUGCCACAGGACGGCAUGAACGGCAUGUCUUCUCAAGACCUGGGCUGGCUGGACUGGGAAACGAUCAUGACGGAUCUCAACACGAAUGUCCAUAUGGGCGAUAUACAGAUGCCGCUGAAUCUGCAAGCAGGGCAGGAUUGGAACGGGAAUCUACACCAGGAUCUGAUGUGA
Recurvomyces mirabilis is the source of this 2328-nucleotide messenger RNA. RefSeq lists its product as uncharacterized. The transcript has 3 exons. Bases 1 to 2328 code for a protein of 775 amino acids. Gene Ontology annotation, biological process: DNA-templated transcription; regulation of DNA-templated transcription. Lineage: Eukaryota; Fungi; Ascomycota; Dothideomycetes; Mycosphaerellales; Teratosphaeriaceae. The record is from RefSeq and is a predicted model, not a curated record. Gene Ontology annotation, molecular function: DNA binding; DNA-binding transcription factor activity, RNA polymerase II-specific; zinc ion binding.